Messenger RNA from Pocillopora meandrina, 8132 nucleotides. The record is from the annotation of a GenBank genome assembly. Lineage: Eukaryota; Metazoa; Cnidaria; Anthozoa; Scleractinia; Pocilloporidae.
GGGUCGCGGCCAGAUUUACAAAUUCACCUUGUGAAAUCCUACGCUAGCUUCAUCUUAUUGACGAUGUCGGAACACACCGCGUUGAGUUCUUCGUCUAAUGCCGAUGACAGAAGAACCGUUCAGCAGAAUGAGGGCCCAUCAUCUGGGACUACGGGCACAAAGCGGGCUGCUCGCAGUCGCGGAGCCGCCUCUCGGCCCGUGAAAUCUGCAUCAACCUCCGCCAAGAGGUAAGUUGACUGGCGCAAAGCCGCAGAUUGCGCAUAAUUUCCACAAGAUAGUUUAGGCGGAGACAGCGAUCACAUCAAUUCAUCAGAUCAUCUCUAAUUUGCAUGUUAAGUUCACUUCGUCCGCGUUCUCUGUUCUUUCGACUGAAAGCCGAGUUAUUGGCCUUGAUAUUGUCAGGAGUGCCUAAUACACUGUUUUAAGUAUCGGCCUUAUAAUUUAUCAGAUCUGAGAUUGUUAGACUCUCAGUGCUACCAAAGAUGUUCCGUAGAAGGUUAGCUUCAUUAACAUAUUUCCCUUUCUCGUGGUAGCUCUUAAUUAUAAAAUAUAAUUCUUUAUUUUCUUUAAUGUGCUGUAUUUCAGAAUUCAACGAGAAUUGGCUGAAAUUGCCCUCGAUCCGCCGCCGAACUGCAGGUAACUUUCUCUCCUUCUUCGAGCUCAAAAUGCGAUGCUGGACUUUUGAAAUUUUUGUUUGGUCUCAAAACAAUAGGAUUGCGAGUUUUGUUUCUCGAAUAGUAAGCUGUCUUUUAAACAUGCUUCGGCUCUUUUCAUUUUAGCGAAAGCAGAAUUUACCGCAAAGGCUUAAUAACCAAACAGCCGGAACAUUCGUCAAAUAUUUCAUCAGUUAGGGAAUUUCUGCCAAUAAAACAGACACACAAGGCUGAAUUAUUUAUUUUAAAGUGGUAAAGACAUUUAAUCUAGCCACGUGGGAUAGAAAGUCUUUGUUUUGUUAACUUUAACAAGGUAUGCUAAAAAAAAUACGCGUUACGCGUGGAUAGUUCUUUACAUUUAGCGACUUAUUUUAGCGGCUAACAAAUUGAAUUCAGUAUCACCAGAUUUCCUCUUUAAUUUCACAAACUUCUGUUCACGUUUGCGGUAAUCAGGUAAUCGAUACGUUGAAUAUAUAAGAGUUUGGAGUCUGCUUUCCAAUGCAUCGCUCUUGAUUGAUUCCUCCGUGUUAUGACUUAUUGUAUGUAAAUCAACAAUUUCUCCGACACCUGCGUUCGGAUUAGUUUCUUAUUUUUGCGUGGCGCAGCCAAUAACUGAUAAUGCUCAUUUUAUUCAAUUAGUGCUUGCGGUCGAAUUUGAAAUUACUUCAAGUCAUCGCGAUGUUUUUUCGUUUAUUCUCAUCAGUUUUUUAUUCGCAUUUCAUCCGCUGUUUGUACAAGCAGAAUAUCACUCGACCUGAAUUUUCAAGUUUCGGUCAAUCGAAAGCUUUUGCAACUAAUACCUGUAAGAGAUUUUGAGAGCGCUGUUAAGUUUGGCGAAGAGCGAACCUAAACGGUAAUAUCUCCUUCGGGCGCAAGAUACUUCUGAAUGCACGUCGAAAAAGGGAGAUAACUAAGUGCAAGUGUCUUCCUUUUUUCGCAAAUAACCUAGAUUUUCUCGUAUCGUAUCGCAGAUUUAUUAUCACGCUCCUUGGUCAAUUCUAAGUACCUAUAAUGCGUGAUCAAAUUUACCAUAUUUAUUUUAUAACUCAUCGGAACUUGUAUUUUUUUCGUGCAUUCGAUCGAAGCCGCUCUCUGGAAAAACUUUCUCACGAUUUGGAAACAUGGCAGCAUUUUUCGGCUCAUUCUUUUCCUUUCGAGCAGAAUUUGCAUUGUACAAUAUUGUUUGAUUACUGUGUGUUUGUAAAACCCUUUUGUUCUGUUAAUGACUUAAACACCGGUUAUUUUAAAUUUGUUUUGGCAAACGGCUCGACCCGACUGCAUUUCGGCUGGUCUGAGUAACUCGGCGUUGAAACUUAACGAGAUUUAUUUAUAAGCUUUGCCUUCGUUCGAAUCUUUAAAUCUACAGCUUCCAUAUCAAAAAAGUUACCGCUUUUGUCCUUAAAAUUUACUCUUCUGAAUACACUUAUUGAAAUUCAAGUAUUUUAAAUCUACAAGACAACGCCACUUACUUAUUUUGAUUCGUAUGAAUUAACAUUUCAACAGUUUUUCAAACUCUUUCAAAGACACGACAUGUUCUGAAAAUUGAUUUGAACGAUGCUAUCUCUAGCUGUUGUAAGGAAAAUUUUGCCAUUUCACACCGAAGUACAAUCACGUAUCUCCCUACGAAAUUUUUCAGUUUAUCGGUUAAAUGCAAACGUUCUUCGCCUCUCUCCAGUAAACUGAUCGAGGAUAUUAAGCUAAACCAUGGAAUUGGGGCUCUAUAAAGCGGAAUGGUAGCAAUGACAAAUUACAGUUCAACAUUUCCAAAUUUAGCCAAUCGAUCUUCGUCUAUCGCCUACUUCAUCUGAGCUUUGACCUUUUCGCGCGUAGAUUUAAAUAGCCUUUCUCAAGUGCAUGGAACGUGAUAAUAUGAAAUGGUUGACUUAUGCCUUAUAAACCCUAGAAAGCUCUUGUGUUCGUGAAGAGAGCGGAAGUGUUAGAGUAAAGGUCGCCCAGAAAGGAAGUAUUGGGUUUUUAAGCCAUAAAUCUCAUGUGAUUUUUCGGUUGUCCCGACAGCGACGAUCUUGCCUUAGCAAGUUCUAUGGGCCGUCAAAAUAAAUAUCUUAGACAUUUAUUAGUAAAACACUUAUUUUUGCAAGAGGUACUCUUAGAGUGCUUCAGUAGAUAGUAGAUGUAAGUUAAACCAUAGCUUUCGUAGACCACAUCUCCGGAUGUACGAAUCUUGAAUGGUUAUUAGUUUACCUCUCCUAAAGUUACGCAUAAUCAGACAGAUUAAAAGCUUAGCUUUCGUUCGGUCUCAAUUUCUGUCCGGCCAUUGUCUUAUUCCGUACUGGAACCGACUUCGUUUUAAGGGACAGACGGGCCGAAAUGACGUUUUCGUUCUUCCUAAAAACAACAUUUAGAUGACAGGUGAUAUACGUUUGCCCAACCAGAAUAACGAACAUAGAUUUCAUUAAAUCUGAUAACAAAUAAUUAAUUCUUAUCUACUCUUCUCUGAAAUACUCGCCAAACAAUGUAAAGCCUUGCCAUUUUUUGGCACCAGUUUCAUGAAGGAUCAACAAUUUAUUUUAUUGUCUAUUUAUAUAUUUGAUUCCCUAGAGGGUUGAUACGAAUUUGCUUUUUUAAAUCCACGGCUCACUGCAUUGCCAUGGCAACACUGCCGCCUUCAAGGGAAUCUCGCAACCUCAACUCAAAAACCAGUUCGGUGAUAUUCGCCUUAUCAAGAUUCAACUUUUGGCUAAAUUAAAACUACCUCAAAUAUAAGGGGAAUAAAUUAUAGGAACGUGUUCAAUUUCUUGAAGUGUUUCACCUCAAUAACUUUUUUUGACAAGCAUUUUUUUUCUUUUAAUGUGUCGUUUAAAUCAAUGAACAAUUUUAAAAAGAUUUUACAAUCAUUGUCAAUGAUCGAGAGGAAAGUGCUUCGCAAAGUCCUAUCGUUGGUCGCUGUAAUUUCUAUGUCAUGGUAUGAAUCAGGGUUCCUAGUCACCUCGCUACCGGCGAGCUCGUCACCAAAGUGUAAUCGAUCUCUCCACCAAGGCGUGUUACCUCGCCACCGAUGACUCAUCUGGUAGCAAAUGUUAUAAUCAUAUUGAGUAUAGUUAUUGAAUGUUUUAUUAUAUAAAUGUACGUUUUCCUGAGCUCUAACUUUUUGCCCGUUGUCGUUCUAAGGUAAAAAGUUAACAGAAUCUUCGUAUUAACUUUCAGAACACUCGUUUUGUCGUCAAAAAUAUGCAUGCGAUCGAUAACAUGUUUUGACGAUGUUUUGGUCGAUUGCCUUGGUGGCGAGAUAGCCAUAAACCUGAAACAGAUUUGCAGCGCUACCGGUGUUCCGUAAAAUUUUCUUUUAUGAUUGAUUUUUUUUUUCUUUUUCUUUUUUGCAGCGCUGGCCCAAAGGGAGACAACCUGUACGAGUGGAACUCGACAAUACUUGGUCCACCUGGGUCAGUGUACGAGGGAGGAGUAUUCUUUCUUGACAUUCAUUUUCCUUCGGAUUAUCCUUUCAAGCCACCAAAAGUAAGAAUUCAACACGGAUAAAGUGCUUUUCGAUUGAGUGUUGUAAAGAACCAAUGAGAACUCCAAGGAAAAACAAGAAAAACUCUAAAGCGCGGGAAAACGCGGGCGACCAAGUCGUUAAUCUGACUGGUUUAGAGAAUGGUGCGAAUUUUCUUGACUAGUUAAGCAGCAAAGUGAAGCAAAGCCAUGCAAUCCCGGGUUAUUUUCGACAUUCAAUUACAAAAUUCCCAUAUCUAAUUGGGACGUAACUAGAGAGGGGAUGGUGAGGCACAUGCGAUCUUCCCUUCUGUUACCAUAGCGACAUUACAUCUCUUUGUGUGCCUGUGAUUGAAGCCAUCGUAAACCAAUAACACGCAAAGCAAGGGUUCGAUCAAAGGCAGUGAUGCCGUGCAAGUAUGGCGACUUAACGAAGCAUUUUGUAUUUGAUCUGUUCACAGGUUUCAUUCCGUACUAGAAUAUAUCAUUGUAAUAUCAACAGCCAGGUUAGUCUGCCUUUUGCAUUGUUAUGAUUAUGUUAUGAAUUGCCCUUUGUUUAAUUUAUCCUCCAUUGUUCUGGGUAAGUAAAGCAGCUAUAACGCUCUGGGCUCUCUCUUCUUCCUGCCCUCUUCUUGCCAGGCCCUCUCUCCCCCCAACCUACUCCCUCUCAGGCUCUUGCAUGAAGGUGCCCCGUAAAUCUGCGAUCAAGCCCUCAUUUUUAGCGCGUUAGCAUUUCUUUAGCGUUUCUCGUCCGCGGGAAAAUACUAAGCCUUAGGCAACGCGAACCUGCAAGAGAGCUGCAAGGGGUCUGGCACUAUUAGUGCCACACCUCCAGCGACCCUCUUCCCUGCAGCGCUCCGAACGAGGGCUCGGUCAAAAGCUGGCUUCAUGUAACUUGACGUGAUCGUUCCAAGCUGUAUUGUGGAUCACUGAAAAGUUGGUUGGGAGGGGUGGUAUGGGGAAUUUCACCUCUUACCUUUCAUAAGGCUAUGGAUAAAUCUUUGGUGGUAAAUACCUUGUUUCCUAUCCUGAGCCCUCCUGUAGUUAACCCUUUAACUCCCAAGAUCUCAUUAGUAAUUCUCCUUACUGUCUGACAUACAAUUCUUAUGAUGUCAAUUAGAGAAUUUGGUAUUGGAUCAACCGAUAAUCCCCUAAUUGAUAAUUUACUUUAUUCUCAUCACUUCUAUGCUUGAUAUUGUACUGAUAUUAUAAGGAGAAAUUCUCUCUUGAUCACUCAUGGGAGUUAAAGGGUUAAGAGAUCAACUUCUUCAAGAAUAUUUUACAUUAGAUUAUAGGUUUGGAAUUUUUAUGGCGUGACAUUUGGUGAGAGCAAUGAGAAAGGCUCAUGUUGUUAUUCUCUUUGGUUUGCAUAGACUACUUAUGCUAUCUGUUGUCUAUUUAACCCCUUAGCCCCUAAGAGUAACUAGCAUCAAAUUUCUCCCUAAAAUAUCAGCCCUGAAUCACUCGUUAAGGUCAUGAGAAUAAAGGAAAUGAUCAGCAAUGAAGGAAUCCUUUGAUUGUUAAACAAAUUCUCCUCGUCAGCACCUUAGGAAAUGUAUAAAGAACAGUAUGGAGAAUAUGCAUACUGAUGUUAGGGUGUUAAGGGUUAACAAAUAUAUUACAUAUGUUUCCGUGCGUCUGUUCGGUAACAGAUCACAGAUGACGUUAAAAUGUGGUAAGAACAAAAAAAGGGAUAAACGAGGUACAGGUGACCGUGUCCCUCAUGUUCUUACCAUACUUUGACGUCAUCAGCUGCCGAGAGUCUAUGUGUUUUACAUAUAAAAAAAAGGGAAAAUAUUGUUAACCCUUGGACUCCCCGUGAGUGACCAAGACAGAAUUUCUCCUAACUAUAUCGAUACAAUAUCGUGCAGAUAAGUGAUGAGAAUAAAGAAAUAUAUCAAUGAUGGGAUUACUAGUUGAUCCGAUACCAAAUUCGCCAAACUAACAUGGUGAGAAUCAUCGGGCAGACAGUAAGGAGAAUUACUUAUGAGAUCUUAGGAGUUAAAGGGUUAAUGAUAACGUCAUCUAUUGGUCUGUCCUCCACUUUAUAGAUCAUACGUAAAAACCAAUCAAAAUGCGAGUACAGUUCAGCUUAUCAUAUAACACGGAAUACACUGCAAGUGGUGCACCCAAUCAGAUUGCAGCUAGAACGCCAGUAGAUUUAUGUUAAAAGCGGGCGAUGGAAACUAUCAUGGAAACAAAAUGAUGAAAUGAUGAGUAGUAAACUUUCCCUGUGCGUUGCAGAAACCAAGAUUGGCUCAGGCAGUCGUGAUCAUUCUUCUUUACGUUCUUGUUAAAAAUCUUUCAGGGGAUAGGAGGGAGAAGGUGGAAAGAAGAGGGAGCCUGGGAGGGAGUAGGCAGGAAUAAGAGGGAGCCUGGUAGGGAGUGGGCAGGAAAGAGAGAGGGCCUGUUAGAGAGAAGGUGGGAAGAAGAGAGAGCCUGGGAGGGAGUAGGCAGGAAGAAGAGAGGGGCUUGUAGGAAGAAAGCGGGAGAAAGAGAGAGCCUGGAGCGACAUAGCUGCUUUACUUACCCGGAAUAAUGGACAAUAAAUUCAAGUAAAGGGCUUGGAUAGAACGCGGCGGUUAUUAUACCCAGUGGAGUCAAUAAAACUGAAUAAGGAAUUUGAUUUUUAAUUAUUUUUAUUUGUUUUCAUUCCAGGGUGUGAUUUGUUUGGACAUUCUUAAAGACAGCUGGAGUCCAGCUCUAACAAUCUCAAAAGUCCUUCUCUCCGUUUGUUCAUUACUCACAGACUGUAAUCCAGGUAACUAAGGGCGAUUUUGAUUUGAAUGUUGCAAAGUAACCUGGGAUUGCUUUGGUUUAUCUUCACUUCGCUGCGAUUGGUCCAAAAUUUGCGCCACUUCCUCAACCAAUCAGAUUCAAGACUAAAACUGAUGUAGGCUGAGCUUGAUUACCCGCGUUUUGCCGCGCUUCAGAAAAUUUGAGCUCUCAUCGGCUGCAGUCGUGAUUACUGUGGAUUUGGUUGUACGACAACCAAUCGAAAAGCACUCUAUCAGAAAAAGUAGUUUACCCUUAAUACCCUAACAUCAGUAUGCAUAUUCUCCAUACUGUUCGCUAUAUUUCCUUAAGUGUUGACAAGGAGAAUUUGUUUUACCAUCAAGAGCUUCUUAAAUUGGUGAUCGUUUCCAUUAUUCUCGUAACCUGAAUGCGUGACCCGGGGGUGAUAUUGUAAGGAGAAAUUAGAUUCUAGUCACUUUUAGGGAUCAGACAGUAAAAGCACAAGGCGAUUGAUUAUAAAACAAUAAGUAAUCAAAUAUCAAGUUCAUAAUUCAAGAAUCGUUUUUUUGUGUUUCUAAAUUAUUUUCCUCUGUACAUCUUUUUUCAGCUGAUCCCCUCGUAGGAAGCAUCGCCACACAGUUUGUUAACGACAGAGAAGAACACGACAGAAUAGCGAAAGAAUGGACCAAACGCUACGCAACAUAAAACUGGAAAAUUGAACAAAACUAUUAUAAUUCAUCCAUCAUGUUUCUAAUCCAUGUCUCAAAUCAUCCGCGUGGUGUUUUCUUGAGAUAACGAGUAAUGUUGCACCCAGAUCUCGCCCACUUGAAAAGAACGGGCAAGGCUUGGGUACGAUAUUAGGAACGUGCGCUCGCCGUCUAAAAUGAACUUUUUUCGCUUCGGUCUUCUUAGAAACGGAUAGAUUCGAGAAUGUUCUGUAUCACUUGCUGAACGCUCACGCUAUAAACGAUAAUUCUUGUGUCACUCGAUGCUUUUAAAACCCAGUAAUUCAGACGAAUAUUUAAAAAAUUUAAGAAAGAUUUGAUAUUUUUUUUUCUUCCCAAAAAACUUUAGUUUAAAAGCGAGCUUGAAAAAAUAUAUUUUCGGGGUAUUCUUCCGAGAAGUAUCCUUAAAUGACAUUCAUUUUAAUAAAGGUUUUGACGCAACCAACGACGUAUCAAAAACAUUGUUGAAAUUUGCGGUCUGAUAUAGAGAAAGAAGGUUGUAAUAUUGUUAGAAUAUAUGUGUAAAGAUAAAUUUGACAGUUUCAGAUUAUCAUUAGUGCUGUGAAGA